Phoenix dactylifera (date palm) is the source of this 7532-nucleotide messenger RNA. RefSeq names its product protein PARALOG OF AIPP2-like. The record is from RefSeq and is a predicted model, not a curated record. Gene Ontology annotation, biological process: negative regulation of transcription elongation by RNA polymerase II. Gene Ontology annotation, molecular function: histone reader activity. NCBI's taxonomy places the organism in Eukaryota, Viridiplantae, Streptophyta, Magnoliopsida, Arecales, Arecaceae.
AACAUUCUGCUUAAUGCUCUUCUAAAUGUUAUUUGUUAUACACAUGCUUAGUAUGUUCCUGUAAUGCAGUUUUAGUCUAUAUGUGGAUUGCAUAUACUGAUUAGUAGUUAUUCACCCAUACCAGAGUUUGAUAAUUGUUUGCUUGUCUAUGCUUUACAUGUAUAAUAUGCAUCUUUUUCAAAAUAAAAACCGGUACAUAUUCUAGAUUUCUUAACUAUAUCUUUUUUUUUAAUUCUACACUUUGUUGUCGUGCCGGAUCCUGACACAUAUCUCUUCCUAUGAGAUAAAAUUAGGGUGCUUUUAUUAUUAUGAGGAAGCAAUUAGACUUAGGCAAAACCACCUAGCCCAAGUUUGGGUUGAAUGAUGUUUAGCUUACCGUCAGGGCUAAGUCCAAAAAUUCUCUUGAAAGCCAAACCCUAGCUCAAACUCAAGCCUAGAAUGAGGCCUAAAUAGGCUUGACUACACUAGGCAUGCAUGUUGGCCCAAAUUUAUGCUUGAUUUGGAGAAAGGGCACUGCAGAGGAAAGAUGCCAAGUUCGCCAAGAUCAUUAGAGUUCCAAGGGAGCUGGUUCAGGCCAUGGGGAUUGACGUGGGGGACAAGGCUGAUGUUGCCAUAGUAGAUUGAUGGAGAGAAAGGGUUGAGAUUGUGGAUUAGUGGAGGGCAAGAAGCCAAGGUCAUUAUAGUGGAUUGAUGGAGGGAAGGAGGUUAAUGCUAUCAUGAAUUGGCAAGGGUAGAGGUCAUGGUUCUUGUAAAUCAGUGCAUGGAAGGAGACUGAGGUGGCAAUUGGUGUAGGGGAGGAGGUUGUGAAGCCAUGGAUCAACAAAAGGGAGGAGAGAAGGUGAGAAACUUGCAAUGGCAAGAGAUGAGAAGAGGCGAAGAGAAAAGGAGAGAAGGUCAUCAAUGUUGAAAGAGGAGAAGAGAUGGAGGGAGGAAGUUUCCAAAACUAGAUAUAAAAUAUAUAUUAAAAGAAUAGGUACAUAUAAUAUUAAUUGUUUCAUAGUUUCAGGCUCCAAUUUAGGCUUGAGCGGAGCCAAUGCUUGAGCUGGUUCUAGUUUAUUCGGGCCUUAACUUUUAGGGUUGGCCUAAUCAUAAGGUUUACAAUUAUUAGUCCAACUGGGCUCAUUUCCAGUCCCGUGAUUUAUACUCUUUGAACAUUAGAAAGUUGCAUAUUCAUGGACAAGAUGAUAUGUUUGGGGCAAAAGAUGGUCCCUGCUAGAUUCAUUAAGAUGAAAAAAUUGCUUUUGCAUGGACUAUGAUUAUUUGCACCUUACUAUGAAUCUCUAGUUUCUAUAUAUCCAUUUUAGGCACUACUCAAUGCAGAUGUAAAGGGUCUUCAAUACAUGAUUUUUUUUGGUUUAUAAGUACUUUAGACCUUAUCGGUCAUAACUGAUGAUUUAGAUUUUCGUUUUAUGACCGCUAUCCUUGAAUCUUGUAGGCAAGGCUAGCUGAACUAGUACCAGAACCCGUGCCGGUUGGCUACUAGUUCGGUACAGUACUGAUUUGGUACAGGGUGAAGCGGGUAGUUCACCUUGGUUCAAUAGACCAUUUUCAAGCCUUUUGAGAUAUUGAGGGGGGGCUGAACCUGUUCGAGCCGAGCGGUUCAAACCGGUGCGAACCGAGCAGUUCAAGCUAUUUUUUGAAAAGAAGCGCCGUUGGUUUGGUGCUGGUUGAACCGGGCGGUUCGGCCUAGUUCAGCAAACCAUGCUUGUAGUACUAUGAAUCUCUAGAUUCUGGAUGUCCAUUUCGGGCACAACUUCAUACAUAGGGCUAUUUUCCAGUUGAAGAAAGGAGGUUACUUGUGAAUGAAAAACUUCGCAGCAGAGCAGAAUCUGGUACGUGCAACGUGUGUUCUGCUCCUUGCACAUCUUGUUUGCACUUGAAGCGAACCAUGCCACUCAUGGAAUCAAAAAUCAAAGAUGGGCUUUCGCAUAACACCUCUGGGAGAAAAGAAGAUGAUAGUUGUUCUUUCUUUGGUGGCAAAGGGCCUAAUUAUAAGGGCAGAGAAUGUGAUGACCAGCAGCAUGCAUCUAAUGAAACUAGUAAUUUACUAAGCUCUACUUCAAGUUAUGAUUCAUGUUUUGAAAAUUGUGAAAGUAAAGCGCAAUUACGAGUCUCAGUUACAGAUGGUGCAUCAGAAGAUGUUAAAAUACCCCCUCCAGAGUCUUCAGAUGAAGCAGUUAAGCUUCUCUUGGAGCAAACCACUGUUACUGCUCAUAAUUCAUUUCCCUCUGACAGCCAGACAACAUCUGAUCUGCCCCAUCAAACACUCUCAGGUCUAGUUGAUGAGCAUCAUGUUUUAGAAUACCAUGGGGAUAACGUUUCAUGUAUUUCUGUAGUUGAGGAUAAGGAUACUGAUACUGCAGUCCAUGCUCCUUGUACGGACUCGGAAAAUACAAAUUCAACAUCCAGGAUUCCAUCAAAUGGUAAUUUGCUUGCCAGAAAGGAUGAAAAGCCAGUUCAGACUGAAGCUCUCCAUGAUCAUCAUAUUGAUGAAAUAAAAGAGAUUCAGAAUGACUUUAAAAGGCCUGGCACAUGCCUUGAAGUAUCCUUACCAAAGAAUAGUGGUUCUAGUUUUGCAAAUGUUGGCUCUUACCCCAAAUCUGAACAUUCUGAGUUCCAUCCAUCAAAAAGUGAUAAUUCUUCUUUUCAUGAUUCUUUUUUCAAGGAAAGAAAUGCAUGUUCGCAACUUCCAGCAGAAAUUUUGAAAUGCUAUGUAGCCAACGAGGAAUCUUCACUAGCAGGAGAAUUGGCUGCUGGCAGUGUUGACGGGCAAGAAAAUACUGCACUUGCAAACAGUGAUAUUAAUAAAGCAAGCAGCAUAACAAGUGAACCUACUUCAGUUUCAUUGAAUGAUACUGAUGAUGCCAGGAAGUGCAGCUUCAUGAAAGAGCCAUCACCAAAGUCCAGUUCAUUGUUAGAGACAGCUAAUAUGGAGGUUUCCAAGACUCAACCUCAGACUACCUCUGACAGUGAAAAUUCUGCAGAAAUUGAGGAUGAUGUAAAGGUCUGUGAUAUCUGUGGAGAUGCAGGUCAGGAAGAGUUACUUGCUAUUUGCAGUAGAUGUAGCGAUGGUGCAGAGCACAUUUACUGUAUGCGAGUAAUGUUGGACAAACUUCCAGAAGGUGAUUGGUUAUGUGAAGAAUGCCAGCUCAAGGAGGAAACUGAAAAUCAGAAAGUGGAUAAAUCUGAAGCUGCAAGUGAAAUGCUAGAAAUUCCUUGUUUGAAUGAGAAAGCUCAGAGUUCUGGAAACACAUUUAACCCUGAAGUUUUGCCUAAUUUGGAGACCAAGGAAAUCAAUUCAGAUGCCAAAGGGGGGGUAAAAGGACUUCAAAGUACUCAAGACUCGACUAAGAGGCAUGGUAAGAAUGUAGAGGUAACUUCAAUUCCUAGCAUCAAGGUUUCUGAGACAAGUGGUGGGUCAACAGGGAUAACAAGUCCUAGGAAAAAUACUGUAUGGUCUCGUGAAAGUUCAUUCAACAGCUUGGAUGUUGGAAAAGUUAAGCCAGUUAACCCAUUGCCAUCAUGUGGAGUUCAGUCAAGGAGUGGCUCUCAGCCCAUUGCCCACUCACAAGCUUCUUUGGGUUCUAAUUCAUCCAAGAUUGAAGCACAGUUUGAAUCAACAAGAGGGUUAUUAUCAAAGUCAGCAUCUUUCAACAGCUCAAAAAUGCCAAAAGUCAAACAGUUGAUUGAAAGUGUUCCUCUUAGGCAAAAAAUAACCAGUUCCAGUGACUCAAAAAAGGAGGGGUUGCUCAAAACAUUUACAAAAUCUGCAUCUUUUAAGAGCACAAACUCAGGCUGCAAUACUGAGUCAGCAAAUAAAAUCCAGUCCCUUGAUCCACUCCGGGCAGAGGAGCCAAGAGGAGGGAAACUGGUAAAAGAAAGAAAUGUAAUAAAUAAGAAGAAUUCUUCUGUAUCAGAUCGCCCUUCCAUAAGUCCUUCUCUAUCAGCUAGUACCAGCUCUCCUUUUACGAAGGUGGAUAUAAAGUUUCCACAGCAUGUUGGGAAGUCCAAUAAAAUUCCUGAUUUAAGCAAUGUUGGCACUGAUAGAGGAUCAAACAAUGCAAAUAAUUUAGGAUGUAAAGAAGUAAAGAAACAGUCAUCAUUUUCAUCAAGAACUUCUGGAAGUACUCCUUCAAAUGGAUUACGUAAGUCUGAGGAUCAAAAGACUUAUCAACCUGUCUCCAAGGAAAAUGCCUGUGCAAGUUCUGCUGCUGUUGAUAGAGCAUGUUGUAAUCCAGACUCAAUCCAACAAUGCAGUACACCUCAGGUUGCGGAAUCGACACAUCGAGAUGAUACAACCAAGGACCAUACGCUUUCCAGUAGCUUGAGGCAAGCAGCUUCAGGAAGCAGUCGGUUAUUACGGUGUCAAAGGUGUAAUGAAACAGGUCAUACAACCCAAUUCUGUGCUGUCGACAAACUUCGCAUGUCUGCUGUUAGGCCUUCAGCCGAGCGAAAUUUAAGGGAGGGGAGUAACAGAAACAGUAAGUGGAAAGACGUGGUGGAAGCAAUGAGUUCAAAAACUAGACCACUAAAAAAUAUUAAAUCACCAGAUCAAUCUGUGGAAAUUUCAACAUCCAGUGCUGAUCAGAAUUCUCAAGUAACUUCUAAAGAUUUUCAAUCAGGUUCUUUAAGGUGUCCAAGGAAUCUACCUUCCAUGGAAGAAACAGCUGAUGGGCAAGAAGUCUUUAGAAGCUCGGCUGAUUUUAGCAAAGCAGCUGUCUUUCAUGUGAAGCAGAAGACCUCGUACCAAGAGGAAACUGUAUGUGUUCCAAAAGAUGGCAAUACAAAUACCAUUCUUAACAUUUCAGAAAAGUUGAAUCUGAAACCUCAGAUGCAGAUCUUGCCUGGUCAAGCUUCUGUUCUUGAACCUCCAUUAAGGGCUUCAGUAAUUCCAAAGCUUGAAUUAAUUUGGCAAGGUGGUUUUAAGGUGCUGAGAACUGGGGGACAUUCUGAGAUCUGUGAUGGUCUUCAGGCUCAUCCAUCAACUUGUGUGUCACCAAAAGCACUUGAAGCAGCAUUUAAGUUUCCUUGCAUUAUCCAUCUGGAGGAAGUUCCUCGCCAUGGCUCAUGGCCUUCACAGUUUCAGAAGAACAGUCCUAAAGAAGAUAAUAUUGCUCUUUUUUUCUUUGCUAAAGACAUCGAGAGUUACAAGAAUAAUUAUAGCAAGCUGUUGGAAACUAUGCUUAAGAAUGAUUUAGCCCUGAAAGGGAACGUGGAUGGGGCUGAACUUCUCAUAUUUCCAUCAAAUCUGUUACCUGAGAACUCUCAGCGGUGGAACAACUUAUUUUUCCUUUGGGGUGUAUUCAGAGAAAGGAAGGAAAAAAGCUUAGAUGACAUGCCUGUUUUCCAGAAGCUCAAUAGGCCCAAUUUGAACAUGGAGCCCUUGGAUCAAGAUUUGCCUGCCCCAAUUAUGUCAGGAGUUUCUCUCUCUCACGAGAAUCCAAAUAAGGAAUUAUCCAGGUCUGAAAGAUCCCAGAAGAGGAAAAAAGUCAGUUCCACUAGCAGUGUAGAUUUUCGAGAUACUUCAUCUUCAGGAAUCAAGGAUAGGGCCUGCAAUGCACAAGAAUAUUCUUUUGUAAAACCCUUGCAUCAGGAAGCAAUUGAUAAUAAUAUGCCACUAAAGCUGACUUCAGGUUCACUCCCUGCAAGCAGCUUGGGAAAAAAUGCUAAUUGUACUUGUCCCGAAUCAAAUCUUCAGAUGAACUCUGAGCAGUCAUACCUAGGUGUUCAUUUUGGUGUCACGUGGCUGAAUAAUUUCAGCGACAAUUCAGAUGGCAGAGAAGAUUCAGAGCAUAUAUGUCAUGUUCAAGCAAAUAGCAUACAGAGUAGCCAUGAUGAAGAUGGAGUAUUGCCCACCUUCUCAGUUUCCUCAUAUUGCGGACAAGGUACUGAAAUCAAGCAGAAAAACAGCUUUAUGAACAGUGAAUCUGUUUUGAAUGACGACUCACUGGAUAAUCUGCUAGAGAUAGACCAUGUCAGCUCAAGGCAUAACAGGAAACCAAUGCAAUCAAACACCAUGGAUAAACUGUCACAUGUUCCUGGUGAAACAAUUCUGCAAAAUGAAGAGGCAAACUGUUCCAUCAAUGAUGAAAAGGAAAGCAAGAAGAUGAAGCUUGACAAUGGAAUAUUUGCUGGUUGUUCUAGAGAGGAAAUUUUGAGUGCUAAAUUGUCAUCGAAAGUACAUCCACUGUCAUCUAGCUUCACGAAUGAUAGCAUCCAUGCUGAGACAAUGCCUGAGAGCUCAAGAAGUGUUGUAAGGAACUUCUUUCCAGUGGAUUCAGGUCCUAUAAGGGGUAAAAGGGCAGAGGACUUCAUAUAUCUUUCUUCAGAUGAUGAAGAUUUGCCAGAAUCCAAUGCCCCAGAUCUUAAACUAGCUUUGGGAGGAAAAAAGAAAUCACUGGGACAGGAUAUUUUGCCCUUAUUUCCUCCAAAGGUUGGUGAAAAGAGUAACCAAGAUAAGCCUCCUGGUCCUGCAGUUGUCGAUGGAGAUGAUGUCUCGGCAUCACUUUCUCUAUCACUUGCUUCCCCUGCCUUGGUGAAGGAACAAACAUCCAAAUCUGUUUCAAAAACAGGGCAGAUGAUGCCUGAGAAGCCCGGUGCUAACACAUCUUUUUUCUUUUUUCAUGGCUUUACUGACACUUGAAUCAAUCAAGAGCAUGCUUGGCUUUUAAUUUUUCGAAGGGUGUAGUCAAGAGUAUACUGAUCAUUGAGGAUCAUCGAGGGCAAUGUCAGAGCCUUGCCCAUAUGUUCAUUAUCCAUGCAAAAUCCAUUUCACUUUCUUCUUCGACUUUCUUUUUUCACUUCUUGCUUCAGGGUGCAGUCUCGCAGCUGUUGUAUAUAGAAGGCAGGCUGCAAUUUUUACACCAUAUGGGUGCACCAUGUGGGGCUCUCAAGAUAUUUAUUUUAUGUAGAUGGUCACUAAGAUAUACCAGCUACUCGCAUGAGAAAGAAGCAUGCCAAAAGGCAGCACCUGUCCUCUCUGCGCAACACAGGUGGAUGAUUUGGAUAUUACUGAAGCACUUGCUUGCCGAAUGGUGGUUGUCUCCCAAGCUGCAGCUUCCGUUUCUCAUUUCCUGAUCAAUGGAGGUUCACCUCAGGUCACAAGAAAUUCAUCAUGUACACUACGUUGCAGCACUUAUCUGCUUGGGAUGGUAUGUUUCGAGAGAGGGUCCAAUGGUUAUUCAGUUUCCGAGUGAGAGGAGCAGGGGAGAAAGUUUAUGAUCUCAUCAAUGGUCAUGCCCAAGCCCAUAUCACCAUGCGAGACCUGAAGCGUAAGAAGAGAUCCUUGUAUGGUGGUGCUUGCAGAUGCACCGAGAGAUGCACUGUUCAGAUUAUAAAGUAUCAGAGAUGAUUAUUCUAUUUAAUAUUUGUAGUUGCUAGGCAGACAAAAAGAUGGACUGUACUGGUACCUUACAUUAUAAAGGCAUAUCAAAGGGCUUGCCGGUUAAACUAAUUAGUCCAAAUUAUGCGUGGAGGCUCAAAAAGUGGAGUAUGAUUGCUUUUGAAGGAAAAAGAAUUCCAAUUCUCGUUCA